AUGUCUAUCCAAUUUUCACGGACCCUUCCUAGGGCCAUUUCAAUAAGAUCAUAUGGCACUGUUCAGUCCUCUCACACGGCUGCCUCCUUUGCGAGCAAGAUUCCUCCUGCUCUCCGAGAAGCAACCGCGGCCACUGCCCCGCGCACCAACUGGACCCGAGAUGAGAUCCAGCAGAUUUACGAGACGCCCUUGAACCAAUUAACCUAUGCUGCCGCAGCUGUCCACCGUCGUUUCCAUGACCCAAGUGCGAUCCAAAUGUGUACGCUCAUGAACAUCAAGACCGGCGGAUGCAGUGAAGAUUGCUCCUACUGUGCCCAAUCAUCUCGAUACAGUACUGGUCUCAAGGCCACAAAAAUGAGUCCUGUUGACGACGUUCUCAAGGCCGCUAGAAUCGCCAAAGCGAACGGUAGUACCCGUUUCUGCAUGGGAGCCGCCUGGCGUGACAUGAGAGGCCGCAAGACUAGUUUGAAGAACGUCAAGCAGAUGGUUUCCGGCGUCCGAGAGAUGGGAAUGGAAGUCUGUGUAACACUGGGCAUGAUCGAUGAGAACCAAGCGAAGGAGCUGAAGGACGCAGGCCUGACAGCAUACAACCACAACCUGGACACCUCCCGCGAGUUUUACCCCAGCAUCAUCACAACCCGAUCGUACGAUGAGCGUCUACAAACCCUGUCACACGUACGGGAUGCCGGUAUCAACGUCUGCUCUGGUGGUAUCCUAGGUCUAGGAGAGGCGGACUCUGACCGUAUCGGUCUCCUUCACACUGUUUCCUCGCUACCCUCGCACCCAGAGUCUUUCCCGGUGAACGCCCUAGUCCCCAUCAAAGGUACUCCACUUGGAGACCGGAAGGUGAUCCCCUUUGAUAAGCUCCUGCGCACUGUCGCAACGGCCCGAAUCGUCCUUCCCGCCACGAUUGUCCGUCUCGCUGCCGGCCGCAUCUCUCUUACAGAGGAACAGCAGGUCCAAUGCUUCAUGGCAGGUGCCAAUGCCGUGUUUACGGGCGAGAAGAUGCUGACGACUGACUGCAACGGAUGGGACGAAGAUCGCGUGAUGUUCGAGCGAUGGGGCUUCUACCCCAUGCGCAGCUUCGAGAAGGAGACCAGCGCCGUCACCCCGCAGCAGGAAGUCGAGCCUGUCGCACAGGAGUCCGAGAAGGUAUUAUCAGCUGCGCCGGCCGCGAGCGCCUUAUGA
Aspergillus calidoustus is the source of this 1188-nucleotide messenger RNA. The record is from the annotation of a GenBank genome assembly. NCBI's taxonomy places the organism in Eukaryota, Fungi, Ascomycota, Eurotiomycetes, Eurotiales, Aspergillaceae.